AGAGAAGGAGAGACAGGGUGCAUCUUGUAUUUAGAAAUCCUAAAUUUCCAACGAACGCGUCCUUUGUUCUCCGCUGUUCCUUUCCGCAUUAUAAUCUCUACCUACUGAUCACGGCGCUGCGCUCUCGCUCUCUCUCCCAGCUCUCGGCAAACUCUCCGUCCUCUCUUCAUCUCCUCUUCAAAAAGCCCUGGGAUCGGCCGCCCAACGGGCGGAUCCGGCCGUCCGGUCGCCGGAAUCGAGCUCGCCCCCCAUGGACACGGUCCAGGUCUCGUCGCCGCCCCGGACUGUCGAGGAGAUCUACAAAGACUACAGCGGCCGCCGUGCUGCCGUCAUCGGCGCCCUCACCACCGAUGUCGAUGAGUUCUAUACGCUGUGCGAUCCAGAGAAGGAGAACUUGUGCUUGUACGGGCACCCCGGGGGGAUGUGGGAGGUAACGCUGCCGGCGGAGGAGGUGCCGCCGGAGAUGCCGGAGCCUGCGCUCGGGAUCAACUUCGCGAGGGACGGGAUGGACCGGAAGGACUGGCUCUCGCUGGUGGCGGUGCACAGCGACUCGUGGCUCCUCUCCGUCGCCUUCUUCUUCGGAGCCCGCUUCAAUGGCAACGAGAGAAAACGUUUAUUCAGCAUGAUCAAUGAGCUGCCCACUGUAUUUGAAGUGGUGACUGAUAGGAAACCAGCAAAAGAAAAAUCUGGUAUGGAUAGUGGAAGUAAAUCCAGACUCUCAGCAAAGCGAUCAAGUGAUGGGCAGUUGAAAGCCAAUUCAAAAAUGGUUGAUGAGGAAUAUGGUGAAGAAGAUGAUGAACACGGGGAAGCCCUCUGUGGAAUUUGUGGUAGCAACUACAGUUCAAAUGAGUUCUGGAUUGCAUGUGAUGUAUGUGAGAGGUGGUUCCAUGGGAAGUGUGUGAAGAUAACACCUGCUAAAGCCGAGAAUAUAAAGCAAUACAAAUGCCCCAGUUGCAGUUCCAAGAGAGGAAGGCAGUAACUCAUUAUCUCGUCUUUCUAUACAAAUGUUGUUUGCCAUUAUAGUGGUUAUACUGCAUCCUGAUAUAAGCUAUAGCAACACAGUACCAUUCUAGAAAAAUGAUACUCUCUUUCAAUUUCAAGGUGCUUGUCUUUGGACCAUAGAAUAAAAGACAUGGUUAAAUACUGUUUUUGUAUAUAAACUCUAUCCUUGAGUAUACUUCAACAGUUCUUGUUUUCUUAAUGAAUCACAUUAUGUGGAUAUCUGUCCGCAAACA
Molecule: messenger RNA, 1235 nt
Organism: Phoenix dactylifera (date palm)
Lineage: Eukaryota; Viridiplantae; Streptophyta; Magnoliopsida; Arecales; Arecaceae
Product: PHD finger protein ALFIN-LIKE 1-like
Biological process (GO): regulation of DNA-templated transcription
Cellular component (GO): nucleus
Molecular function (GO): histone binding; transcription coregulator activity; transcription cis-regulatory region binding
Source: RefSeq, a predicted model, not a curated record